Messenger RNA from Penicillium malachiteum, 1074 nucleotides. RefSeq lists its product as uncharacterized. The transcript has 5 exons. The coding region runs from base 1 to 1074 and encodes 357 amino acids. NCBI's taxonomy places the organism in Eukaryota, Fungi, Ascomycota, Eurotiomycetes, Eurotiales, Aspergillaceae. The record is from RefSeq and is a predicted model, not a curated record.
AUGGUUUCAUCUCAGCAGACUUCCUAUAUGCAAGAAACCCGAGCUCCUGUUGUGCAAGGAGUGAUGUGGGUGAUGGCAAUAGUCCCUUUGGUGUUUGUUGGGAUGAGACUCUAUGUGAGAAUCUUCUUGAAGCAUGUUUUCGGCUGGGACGAUUUCACCAUCAUCAUUGCAACUGGAUUUUUGAUUGCUUAUGCCGCUGUGUGUCAAGCAGCGACCACCGUGGGUCUUGGGAGACAUCUUACUUUUGUCGAACAAAAUCCGGAUAAUCUCAUCUCAGUGGCUUUGCUCUGCGAUAUUGGUGAGGCUCUAGCAAUCUUGGCUUGCACACUUGGGAAAACCUCGUUCGCUGUGACGCUCUUGCGAAUUGUGGUGAAAAGAUGGAUGAUCAUUUUGCUCUGGUUUGUGAUUGUGACGAUGAAUCUGGUCAAUGUCUUGACGGCAUUAUUUGUGUUUUUGCAAUGCAAAGAUCCUCGGCAUCUAUGGAAUCCUGCAAUUCCUUCAAAGUGUUGGCCGUCUCAUGUGUUCACUGACUAUUCAUUAUUUGUGGGAGCUUACUCUGGAGCUCAAGAUUUUGUUUUGGCCCUGCUACCUUGGACGAUCGUUUGGAACCUGCAGAUGAGGCGGAAGGAAAAGUUUGGAGUGGCAUUUGCCAUGAGUCUGGGAGUGUUUGCUGGCGCAGCUUCCAUCGUCAAGACUACUUAUCUUGUUGCACUUUCAGCCAAGGCAGACUUUACUUGGGAACUCGCUCCGUUACUCUACUGGGCUGCAGUCGAAGAUGGCCUAGCAAUCACCGCCGCCUCUAUCCCAGCUCUCAAGCCUCUGCUCAUGAGACUAUUCCCAAGUUCAUCGGCGAAUGACAACUACAAUAUGAUUUCAUAUCCACCGAAACCAAGCAAUCCGAAAGUCUUCGACAAUUCCCAAGGGGAGGUGAAAACGGACAUCGUGCACCCUCCUAGUCUUGAUGACAGAGAUAGUCAGACGGGGAUUUUAGAUCCGCAAUUAGUAUGUGGAAAAGGGGACAAUGGUAUCAACUAUACAAGAGAACUCUCGGUUACAUAUACCCCGUCUCCAUGA